AAGGUGUGGCAGUCCGUUUUCACCGCCGUUGGGGUCAUAUCAAAUCGUAUCAGUGUUCCGCACCUGGAUACGUCCGGCUGCUACCCAUGGUUCGACAUUUUGUUCACAUCCGGUGACUACGAAGGCGGAGUUCUUGACCUGUUGGACAUUGGGAUACAAUUUGCGUAUGUUCCAGGUGCACUAGUCCCACUAUGUGGAAAGAUCUUCCGACACCAAGUACCGAAAGUGGAGGGUAAUAGAGUAUGUAGUGCUUUUUACAUGAGAAGAAAUGUCCACCAAUGGGCUGCAACUGGAGAGGCACAAUAUUCAGAUUCGUAG
This is a messenger RNA of Coniophora puteana RWD-64-598 SS2, 318 nucleotides long. RefSeq lists its product as uncharacterized. The transcript has a single exon. The record is from RefSeq and is a predicted model, not a curated record. Lineage: Eukaryota; Fungi; Basidiomycota; Agaricomycetes; Boletales; Coniophoraceae. The annotation marks the transcript as partial.